Pleuronectes platessa (European plaice) is the source of this 667-nucleotide messenger RNA. RefSeq names its product caspase 7, apoptosis-related cysteine peptidase (gene casp7). Gene Ontology annotation, biological process: proteolysis; apoptotic process. Gene Ontology annotation, cellular component: cytoplasm. The record is from RefSeq and is a predicted model, not a curated record. NCBI's taxonomy places the organism in Eukaryota, Metazoa, Chordata, Actinopteri, Pleuronectiformes, Pleuronectidae.
UGCUUUUAACAGGGACACCUGGCAGCCCCGGGCUCUGACGUAAUGACGCAGAGACGUGAAGUACUUUCGCUUUCUCAAGUUUUUCGGGAACAGAAACUCGAAGACAACCGCGAAGACGGAACCUAAAACCUACUGAUUUUUACACCACAGCUCCUCAACACAACACAAACAACAACGUGAGUUCAUGACAAAGUGUUUUGAGUUCAAGCGAGCGAGUCUUGGCUCGAACCGACUUGUGUUUUCUCAGGUAAAAAAACAGCUCAGCUAGCAAAGUUAGGUGCGACAUAGACCUCAGAUGGCUGCAGGACCCCCGGAGACCACCGGACUGGAAGAUGGACCAGAGGAGGACCUCGGAGGAAGACCAUAGUGACAGCUCGUGUUUCGCCUGUAUCCUGCUAAGCCACGGCGAGGAGGGCAUGAUCUACGGCACAGAUGGAGCCAUGCCCAUCAAGACCAUGACCUCGCUGUUCAGAGGGGGGGACAUGUGUAAAAAGCUUAGUGGGAAAGCCAAAACUCUUCUUCAUCCAGGCUUGUCGGGGUUCUGAAUUUGAUGAUGGUAUACAGACAGAUUCGGGUCCGCCAAACGACACCCUGGAGACAGAUGCUAAUCCAAGACAUAAGAUUCCCGUAGAGGCAGAUUUCCUCUUUGCCUACUCCACUGUUCCAG